AUGUUAUCUCUUCAGGAGUUUUUUAAGGUGCAAGAAAUUGAAAAGGAGGGCUUUACCAAUUUCGGUGACUUGAAAUAUGUUAAUAAAAAUAUACUUCAAUUUGAAACAUUUUUAAAGAGUACUUUUGUGUUAAGAAAUGCUAACAAGAUUGAAUUGUCUACCAUCCCAAUACAGACCACUUAUGAAGAGGUAAUUGACUUUGUGAUAGGAUUUUUAUUACAAAAUAAUUUUUUUAAUAACGUUUUGGUCUUUGGGUUUAAACGAAAUCAUCAAAAUGAUGUCAAUAAAUCAUUCUUCUCAUAUACCCCAAAUAGGCAGAUCCAAGAAUUGAAAACUAUUCAUUGGAGAAUGUUAUUUGAUAUUGUUGGAAUUUCUAAAUUUAUGGAUUUGAUGAUUAAUUUUUCUGUGUUUCAAUUAGACGGUAAAAAGUGGAAGCAAAUACUGGGUAAUCAGGCAAAUAAACCAACAGUCCCACCGUCAUGGUUGAUUGAAGAUUCAACAUCAAAACAAAUAGAUAUGAUAUCUUUGAAACAUUUUUUGCACAGAAAUUAUACGAAGUUUGGAACAUUUGAUCCAUUAAUAAAUAGGUGUAAAUUAGAUGACUUAAGACGAUCUAUAUUCUGUACAUGGUCAAUUAACUUAACUAAACGUCAGAAAAUUGAGAUAAAUACUCAAUUAAAUUUAUUGAUUAGAAACUGCAGUAAUAGAAAAAACAAUUAUUUUUCUAUGUUGAAUUAUUUGUGUCCUGUUAAAUCAACAGGAAACUAUACAUCACAUUUAGAUCUUCAGACUCCAAAGAAAAACGUUGUUAGAUUAGUUAUUCUGGUUUUAGAAAAGCUUAUUCCAUUAUCUAUGUUCGGAUCAAAGCAUAAUAAAUCAAAAAUCUUUAAGGGAAUAUCUGCUUUGAUUAAUCUUCCUCUCAAUGGUGUAUUAUAUAUCAAUGAUUUAAUUUCAAAAGUACGGAUGAAGGAAAUUAUCUAUUUGUAUACCGGUACUGAUCGAGAUAAUCAUAAAAGAAGUCAGAUAUUAUUUAAAAAUUUUGUUUUGUGGUUACUGACGAGUAUGGUCCCUAGAAUAAUCAAAUCCUUUUUCUAUUGUACUGAAAUAUCUUCAUUGACUGAUAUAGUCUAUUUCAGACAUGAUAUUUGGCAAAGAUUGACUACGCCUUUUAUCUCUGAAUAUUUUAACAAGUAUCUAUUUGAGAAUACUGUUUGUAGGAAUCAUAAUAGUUAUCUUCUUUCUGAAUUCAAUCAUAAUAGAAUAAGGGUUAUACCUAAAAAGGCUAAUGGAGAAUUUAGAGUUAUUGCCAUCCCAUCCAGAGGAGCAGAUGAGGAAGAACAUUUAUCUUAUAAAAUAAAUAGAUUGAAGGUGGUUAUACCUAUGCAAGCAAUACUAAAUUACCUUCGUUAUAAAAGGGCUACUGAUUUCGAAAAGGUUAGUUCACCUUUUCAAGUUGCUAAUAAAUUGUUGAAUUUUAAGAAUGAUUUAAUAAAGCAGCAUAACACUCUACCUGAGUUGUAUUUUAUGAAGUUCGAUGUUGCAUCUUGUUAUGAUUCAAUUCCAAGAAAAAAACUCUUCUCCGUGAUUAAGGCAUUGCUACAAUCUGAAACAAAUUUUUAUGUUAAAAGCUAUACGGUUUAUAAUCCAACUGACGGAAGAUUGAAAAUAAAACAUAUAGUUAACGAUGAUAAAGGAAAAGUCUCAGAGAAAUUGUACAUUAAUAAUAAUCAAGAAUUUUUUUUCACUGUUGAGAGUAUACUUGAUGCUAUAAAAUUCGAACUUUUCAAAACAGCAUUAUGGAUUGAUGAUAAAUGUUAUCUUAGAAAAGACGGUAUAUUUCAAGGUUCAAGUUAUUCUCCAUUAUUAGUUGAUAUUUUGUAUGAUGAUAUGAUCCAGAGUUUUAAACAGUUUAGAUGCCGUGAGGGACAUCAACUUUUGAUUAUUAGAAUUGCUGAUGAUUUCUUAAUAGUAUCCACAGAUAAAGACCAGAUCAUGGAGAUAAGAGACCUGGCAGUUUUAGGUUUUGGUGAUUAUAAUGCAGUGGCUAAAAAGGAGAAAAUUGUUGUUGUGGACUCUAGGUGUACUCUUUCUAAUCACCGUAUCCUUUCAUUUUGCGGACUUAACAUUGAUGUUAGUAGUUUAGAGAUUUGGAAGAGUAAAGAAUCUUUGAAUAUUCCAAUAAUUAAUAAUCCAUCUACCAUAAAAACAUAUAAGCGUAUCUUAGAUUUAUUUAGAUUAAGGCUGGAAUACCGUACGUUAAAUGGUGCACUUAAUUCAUUGGAAACUAUACAAAACCAGAUUGAUAUAUUUAUGGAUAAUAUAAGUAGCAUCUUUAUAAAAGCAUUUGAUAAGAAAAAAGUUAGGAAAGAUGCUUUUCUAGAGUUUAUCCAUAAUUUAUUUACAAUGCUAUUAGAAUAUUCUUAUAACAUCAAAAUUUUAGAGACUGAAUAUAUUACAAUAGUUAAGAAAAUUCUAUUUGAAAAGUUUAUAUAUUAUAUGAAACUGCAUAAAAUCAAAUAUUUUGAUAUCAUAGAGAGUUUAGCAAAGGGUAAAACUCUGCUAUAG
This is a messenger RNA of Arxiozyma heterogenica, 2565 nucleotides long. RefSeq names its product telomerase reverse transcriptase (gene EST2). The record is from RefSeq and is a predicted model, not a curated record. Bases 1 to 2565 code for a protein of 854 amino acids. Gene Ontology annotation, cellular component: telomerase catalytic core complex. NCBI's taxonomy places the organism in Eukaryota, Fungi, Ascomycota, Saccharomycetes, Saccharomycetales, Saccharomycetaceae. The transcript has a single exon. Gene Ontology annotation, biological process: telomere maintenance via telomerase. Gene Ontology annotation, molecular function: telomerase RNA binding; telomeric repeat DNA binding.